Molecule: messenger RNA, 9190 nt
Organism: Diceros bicornis minor
Lineage: Eukaryota; Metazoa; Chordata; Mammalia; Perissodactyla; Rhinocerotidae
Gene: HCFC2
Product: host cell factor C2
Exons: 15
Coding region: 10-2388 (792 amino acids)
Biological process (GO): regulation of DNA-templated transcription; chromatin remodeling
Cellular component (GO): histone methyltransferase complex
Molecular function (GO): transcription coactivator activity; protein binding
Source: RefSeq, a predicted model, not a curated record
GUUGGGAAGAUGGCGGCUCCCAGCCUCCUCAACUGGAGGCGGGUUUCCUCCUUCACGGGGCCGGUCCCCCGCGCCCGGCACGGACACCGGGCCGUGGCCAUCCGGGAGCUGAUGAUCAUCUUUGGAGGGGGCAACGAGGGCAUCGCGGACGAGCUGCAUGUCUACAACACGGUUACAAAUCAGUGGUUCCUACCAGCUGUUAGAGGAGACAUCCCUCCAGGCUGCGCUGCCCAUGGAUUUGUCUGUGAUGGUACCAGAAUAUUAGUAUUUGGGGGAAUGGUUGAAUAUGGAAGAUACAGCAAUGAGUUAUAUGAAUUACAAGCAAGUCGUUGGUUAUGGAAAAAAGUGAAACCCCAUCCCCCUUCUUCUGGUUUACCUCCUUGUCCUCGGCUUGGACAUAGCUUCUCUUUAUAUGGUAACAAAUGCUAUUUGUUUGGUGGCCUGGCAAAUGAAAGUGAAGAUUCUAACAAUAACGUUCCCAGAUAUUUAAAUGAUUUCUAUGAGUUAGAGCUACAACAUGGUUCUGGUGUUGUGGGUUGGAGCAUUCCAGUGACUAGAGGGACUGUGCCUUCUCCAAGAGAAUCCCACACAGCUGUUAUAUAUUGCAAAAAAGAUUCUGGAAGUCCUAAAAUGUAUGUUUUUGGUGGAAUGUGUGGUGCUCGCCUGGAUGACCUAUGGCAACUUGACUUAGAAACUAUGUCAUGGUCAAAACCAGAAACUAAAGGGACUGUGCCACUUCCACGAAGCCUUCACACAGCCAGUGUUAUAGGAAAUAAGAUGUACAUUUUUGGUGGAUGGGUUCCACAUAAGGGGGAAAAUAUUGAGACUUCACCUCAUGAUUGUGAAUGGAGAUGUACCAGUUCAUUUUCUUACCUAAAUCUGGAUACAGCAGAGUGGACCACCCUAGUAUCAGAUUCUCAGGAAGAUAAAAAAAAUUCUAGACCAAGACCAAGAGCUGGACACUGUGCUGUUGCAAUUGGCACUCGACUGUAUUUUUGGAGUGGAAGAGAUGGCUACAAGAAAGCACUGAAUAGUCAAGUUUGCUGCAAGGAUCUUUGGUAUCUUGAUACUGAGAAACCACCAGCACCAUCACAAGUACAACUGAUCAAAGCCACUACCAACUCUUUUCAUGUCAAAUGGGAUGAAGUGCCUACAGUUGAGGGCUAUCUUUUGCAGUUGAAUACAGACUUGCCAUACCAAGCUGCAUCAUCAGAUUCUUCAGCAGCACCAAAUAUGCAAGGAGUCAGGAUGGACCCUCACAGACAAGGCAGUAAUAGCAUCGUUCCUAACAGUAUCAAUGAUACAAUGAACAGUGGAAAAACUGAACAUACAGCUGUGAAAGGAACUUCAGUGAAAAACAAACCAGAUUUCAAAGCAUCAGCUGAUUCUAAUACCAUUUUACAUUCGUCUUUGGCAACUAAUGCUUCUAAUCAUAAUAGUUGUGUGGUGGAUAUGCUAAGGAAAACUGAAGGUCCUCACACAUCAGCAAAUAUAGGUGUUCUAAGUAGUUGCCUGGACUUAAGAACAGUAAUCCCUGAAACUUCUGUAUCCAGUACUGUUGCCAGCGCACAAACUAUGGUAACCCAGCAGACCAUUAAAACUGAAUCAUCCAGUACAAAUGGGGCAGUUGUUAAAGAUGAAACUUCACUAACAACAUUCAGUACCAAAUCUGAAGUUGAUGAAACAUGUGCACUGCCUGCAACUAAGAUCAGCCGUGUAGAGGCACAUGCUGCAGUGUUGCCAUUUUCUAAAGAAACUCCUUCAAAUCCAGUGGCCACAAUGAAAGCAGGAGAACGACAGUGGUGUGAUGUAGGAAUUUUUAAAAAUAAUACAGCUUUGGUGAGCCAGUUUUAUUUGCUGCCAAAAGGGAAGCAAAGCAUCUCAAAGAUAGGAAAUGCAGACGUACCUGACUACAGUUUACUUAAGAAACAAGAUCUUGCUCCAGGCACAGGAUACAGAUUCAGGGUUGCUGCCAUCAAUGGUUGUGGAAUCGGCCCUUUCAGCAAAAUCAGUGAAUUUAAAACUUGUAUUCCUGGUUUUCCUGGAGCUCCUUCUGCAGUCAGAAUUUCAAAGAAUGUUGAGGGUAUCCAUCUUUCCUGGGAACCUCCAACUUCACCUUCUGGAAAUAUUUUGGAAUAUUCAGCCUACUUGGCUAUCCGCACAGCACAAAUUCAAGAUAAUCCAAGUCAACUUGUGUUUAUGAGGAUUUAUUGCGGUCUUAAGACUUCAUGUAUAGUAACUGCUGGGCAACUUGCAAAUGCACAUAUUGAUUAUACAUCCAGGCCUGCCAUUGUGUUCAGGAUAUCAGCAAAGAAUGAAAAGGGAUAUGGACCAGCUACACAAGUUCGAUGGCUUCAAGGUAACAAUAAAAAAGCACCUUUAAAUUGAAUUUUUUUUUUACUGAAGCUAUUGUGAUGAUUAUUUAUUAGUAACUGGUUAUGAAGAUUUGUCAUUUAAAAGAGUGUUCUCUGACUGUAUUUCUGGCAGUUAUGAGUUUGAGUUUGUAAAUUGUUCUUAAAAUGUAUUUGCUCAAUUCUAGAUCCAAAUAAAAAUAGAAAAGAAGCAAAGACUCUCUGAAAAUUAGUAUAUGGAUUCUUCCUUAAAGUUAUAGCUCUUUUAUAAAGGAAAAUAGUAAAAUUAAGAUAAAAACUAGAAGGCUUUAUUACUCCAAUAUCUUUUAUAAAGGCCAUGUAACUCAGUCAUCCUAGAGUUAUUGAGAUGAUUCUAGUAACUGGCUGUUGUACACUGUGCAGUCUUAUAUGGUAAAUGUUCUCUACACAUUGUAAAGGCCCUGUCUUUGAGUUCUCCCUCUCACUUUAUUCUAUAUGAGCAGUGGUCCUCUAACAGUUGUCUUCUACUGGAUAAUAUUUGUGAUACUGAUUUUAGUAGCCGUUUGAUUCAUUUCUUUGUUUACCUACAAUUAGCACAGAGCUUAAAUUAAAAAAGAAAGAGGCAAGUUCAGAAAUUCUGCUUUAGAAUUUCUAUUAUUUUCCAAGAAUCAUGGCAAAAUACAAAAAGAAUAAUGGGUUUUCUUGAUUCAGACCAGGCUGAUAUAUUGGAAUGUAUUUUUGGCCAAAGCACUUAACUUAUCUGGCCCUCAGUUUCCUCAUUAAUAGAUGAGAGAGUUAAAAGAAUUUACCUUUAAGGUCCCUUUCAGCACUGAAAUUCUGUAUUUUCAUCAGAAGUGAAGUGUAUCCCUGAACAUUUUCAUAUCUGUCUUAAUGACUCUAACUUUGCUUUUGCUGAGAUUAAAAUGUUCAUAAUUUAAAAUCCAGAAUUCAAGUAUGUCCUCCUUAUUGCAGAAAGAAAGAAGCACCUUAACAGGACACAGGUUUUGAAAUAAUGUUUUAAGCAUUUGUAAGAUUUUUGUAAAUGCUCUAAAUGUUUUAUUUUUGCAUUGUUUUUACCUCGAAAUUGUAUAAACUUUUUUACAACUGAAAUAUAAGCAUUAGACAGCUUACUCAGGUUCCAUUACAACCUUAAAGAUGCAGAUAGGCAUUAUAGAUAUUCUGCUACAGGUAACUUGUUUUAAACCUUUUAGGAAUUUCAUAGUUCCACUGCCUAUUCAAAUCUGGAAUGAAUAUACAGAGCAAUAAUUGCAGAAAAGAUAUUUCAAACUAAGAGCUGCGGUAACUGCAGGGGCACAAGUCUGUCUUUUUACACCAUGUAACCUUAUGCCAGUUUAGGUUGACUGAGUAGCUAUGUCCUCAAACUUCAUGUAUAAUACUCCCAGCAAAGAUGGAUUUAAUUGUGCAGAAUUGAUAUAUAUGUAUGUUCCAGUUACUAAUUUAAAGUGUAUAGAAUAUUUUAAUAUAUAAUUUUUGUAAAGAACUGGGGUUUUUAUACUACAGUAUUUGUAAUUAAUGUGUCUCACGAAUUAAGUUUCUCUUGAAGAAAAUAUGCAAACUGUUAGACACGUCAUGGGUGAUUUCCAAACUCUAAAGGUAAAAUAAAUGCACUACUAUGGUGUUGUUAGAAUACCUUUUUUGUGGCUGUAUGAAUCUUUCAUCUUUAAAUGUGUACUUUACAAACAAUGUUUACAAGGAGCUUCUCUGGUUUGUUGUCCCAGCACCUCCCUUGGUGAGAGCUUCAUUCUGCAUUUGUUUAACUCAUAUGCUUUGCUUUUGGCAUAUGCUUGCUUUUUGCACUAGUAGAAUUUUAACUUACCUCAUUAUGAUGUUUGUAAUCAUUUGUAUAGCUUCCAUAAUAUGUCUGAUAUAGUCUAAACAAAUAAUAACCAAAGUUAAAAUAAAUGGUAAGCAGUUUUGCACACGUUCAAUGCUAGGGUUUGUUGUGUAUGUGUGUGUUUAGUUAUAAAAAGAGUAAGAAUGGAAAGUUAUAGUAACUAUAUGUUUUAAGCCCAAUUAUUUUAAUGAUCCAUUUGCUUUAUUAGGAAAAGAUCUGGCUUUUAACCCCUUAUUCUCUGCAUUAAUUAACGAUUUGCAUCUUGAAGCACUUCUUUUAAGGACAAGGAAUAAGUUGACUUUAAGCAAAGAAUAGAAUAUUUGUUUGAAUGUGUACAUUUAUACUAUUUAGUAUUUGGUUUAGUUUACUUUGCUUAAAUGCCUCUAGUAUUCUAGACCAGGAGGUAAAUAUGAACCUGUGGUUCUAAGGUAUGUCUUAUUUUCUAGAAAGAAAGGCAGUCUUUCUAUACCAAGGGAUUCGUUAAAAUAACAAAUGUUUUUGCUUUGAGAAUUAGCCCAGAUUCUGUUAUUAUUUUUGGCAUUUGUACAUUAAGCACUAGUCACAUUUAUCUCUCUGAUAAGAUUGGUGACUGAAAGAUGCCACUGAGAAAUCUCUGUGGCUUUGACGUUAAUAGUUAAUAAGAAAUCUUUGAGCUGUGUGUUCAUGAAUAGAAUGGAUUAGGGUAAAUAACAAGAGAAGUGCAUUUAGCUUCUUAUGAUUUGCACAUUUUCUAAGUGAAGAUCCCUUUGAGUAGUAGUGGGCUAUAUCAUGCAGAUAUCUUUUGUAAGAUUUACAGAGUUAAAUUGCUUUCUUUACUCCUCCGAGCUGAAUAAGCAAUUCAGAUGUACAAGCCUUUGUGCCACAGUCCUCUUCCUGGACUCUGCAACUUUGGUUCGCAUAUAUAGUAAAAAUAUUUUGAUGUUGCAUGCUCUUAGAAUUAUGUUUUCUGAAAUAUUGUAUUGGCUUCAUUUUAGUUUAGUAAACUGUUUUGGCAAUUUAACUAGAAAUAGGAUAUUAUAAACUUGUAUCUGCAUUUAAAAAAAAAACAGAAAUAAUCUGAUUGCAUGUGUGAGGUCCCCCCUGCUCUAUAACCCAAUCACAUAAAUAUUAUCAUCUGUAAGAAGGUGAAACUUGAUCCAUUAUUUCAAAGACUUGUAGACUAGCAAAGAUUUGUUCUGGUUAGAGAUAUGGUCUACUAUUACUGAAGAUAUUUUUAUUUUUAAAAAUUGCAGCACUUGUAGCAUACAAAUCAUUUGUACCAUUGGAUAUGAAGAGAUUAUUAGUAUUUAAAAUUAUUGUAGUCAUCUGAUCAUAAAUGAAAUAGUUUGCAAAAUAGACUUGGUCUUUGACCAUUUAAGGUAUAACUGACAGUUAUGUUUUCCAAGACUGAUUUUAGGCAGUUUUAUGUAUUGUGUACCAAUGAUAUGUAAAAUAAAGCACCUUUUCUACCAUAAGCAAUUACAGGUGUUAUUUAUUUUGAACUACAUGAAAGAAAAAUUAAUGAUGGUAGAGUAAAUCUGUAGAAAUGUUGAUUUUAUAUCAUUGGCUUAAAAUAAUAUAGGCAGUCUCAUAAAGAAUGGAUUGUGUCUGAAAACUUGUUUUUAAAUUAGUGGGUUGUGUUUGGGAGUCAUUUUCUUAUAGAAAUGUAAAGCCUGUCUAACCCUUACUGUGGCUGAACUCAUUCCUUUGAAAGUAAAAAGGCAAAUGGCUCCAAGAAGCAGUCUCAACUUGUUGUCACCUCUUUUUUGUCUUCUAUUUACUCUUAAUUUUUUUUUCUUUAUGCUUUUCACCCAUUUUAAUUCACAGUAGCCAGGCUUCUAUCCUGCUACUUCAUCAAAAUGGCUCUAGCAAAGGUCAGAGAUAACUUCCCAGUUCCCAAAUCCAGUGUAUUCUUUCGUUGUAUUUAAUCUAGUCAUUUGAAACUUGUAACCGCUGCCUUGACACCUGCGCGUUUUCGUGGUCUCUGUGACCCCACGCUCUCUACCUUUCUUGUGUGCCUCCUCCUGCCUGCAGUCCUGUUUCCACUCCCGCCUGGCUCUGUUCCGUUUCUCAAGAUUCAGGUCAAAUGUUGCCAACCUGAUGAGGCUUUCCUGACAUACUCCAUUUCCAGGUAGCUUCGACCCCUUCUUCUUGUGCCUCCACUGUCCUUUGUUAAAUCUUCUGUCAUGGCAGCCUAAAAACUUUGUGCCCUGACUCAUUAGCAUUGUUCCUCUCCCUCUGCCAGGUGGUAGGUCUUUGAGGCAGAGACUGGGUCUUUAUAUCUCUUCCAUGUCAGCCAUUUAGCUGGUACUUAACUAUUUCAGUAAAUGGUUAAAGAAAAUGGUCUCCUUUCAUCUCGCCAUACUCUCAUUCCCACCUUUCAAAUUGGGGUCAAAUUGGGAGGGAGGCUUUGACAGGGAAAGAGAUUUUAGCAGAUUUACUAAGCCUCUGGAGGAAAUACAAACUCAAGCUUUGUCUUAACCUACCCUGCUAUUACAUAGGUUCCUAAGAAAAUUCUGGGAUAAAGAAGGGAUGUGUCACAUAUUUACUAGGCUAAAAGGAAUUUAAUGUAGGUAUGUAUAGAUUUCAAGAGGAAGUCUUUGAUCUAAAAAGAUCUGAGCAUUUAGUAAAAUCACCUGGGCAUUGCUGGAUUGUGAUUUUUAACAUUAGAUGAUCAAGAAAAUGAGCUAAAAAUAUUUCCAGAGUUAAUCUUUCUGGUUUCCGUAUAGAAAAGCCAUAGGCAAUUGUGUAACAUUAGAAAAAACUCCCUACCUAUUUAAGCACAGGGAGCUGCUGGAAGACACGGAACACCAGCAUUAGAACCACACUGGAUUCUGCUGCAUAUCAAGUCAGGUCACUGUUGUCACCUCCGAGCUUAUAAGAUAAAGGAUUCUUACACUCCUGGAAAACAAGAUGACAUUGGCACACCUUCCUUCCAUGUUUCCCAGUUAUAGUUGGGAGUCCCUAUACUAAUCUAUUUCUAUAACUCAGGAAAAGUUUUUGUUUUUUUAUCAUGCCUGGAAAAACAUAAACUACAACAUUCUGGGGAGGAACAAUAAAUUCUGUAAACUGAAUGAAGAAAGAAAAGGCUAUAAAAUCCAAGGAUACCAGCCUCCUUGUUCAAAAUAGAUUUCUAUAUUUUUUAGUAUCCAUUUGCUUCUUUCUUGUCCUCUGCAGAACUAAAAUAAGGAAAAUGUCCACUUGUGGGACUAUUAAUCUCAGCAAGUUCAUCUGAAACUGAGUGUGAGGUUCUGUUGUUUUGUGUAUUUGGUAUCUUGAAGAAAGUAAAUUGAGCAAGGGCCUGGUACUUAAAGGUCAUCAAAUCUGCAAUCUGACUGCCACUCCUGCCACUACCUCAAAUUGAAGAGUCUUGAGAAUACAGAGUUACGAAGCCUUUGGCCUCGGAUAGAAAGAAGACUAGGAAGUCACAGGUAUGAGGCUGUGGAUGCAACAGAAGGAUUCCCUGUUUCCCUAUUUGAUUUUGCUGGUUCAAGAAAAAGUCUUUGCAGAGUACUCAAAGAUGUCAGGGUGUUUACAUAUAACCCCUGAAAAUAAAAGUACCAAAAAGUAUGAAUUGGUGGCAUAUCAGAUAUGAAAGGUAUAACAGAGAAGGAAAUGGCCCCCCAUCCUACCUACUUCCCCUUCCUGGUCUCCUUAUCACCCAGAGACAAGAAGCUAAAGGAUACAUCAUUCCUUAGCUUGAGAAGUGAGGAAGGCACAAAGAGAACUCUUUGGGUCUGAGCAUAUACAGGUUAAAAAUAAAAGGUAACAGCUGGUAUUUGUUUCUGAACAUAGAGUAACUCUGUCCACUAGUAAAUCAUGGUCCAACAAAUGUCCAGCUCUGACCAAAAGGAUUAUCCAUUCCUCUUCCUAUCUGAGGAGAUACAGUAGAAGUUACCUAAGAACUUGAGAAAGGUUCCCUCCUAAUUUCUGUUUCCUGUUGGAGAGGGAGGAAAAAGCUACAGGUAUAAUAAAUACCAUCCAGUGUAACAAAGGUGUGGAUGGUUCACUUAUGGCAGCAUGGCACGGAAGAGAAUGGGCCGAGUUCUGAAGGUCCAACUGUUUGAUCCAAAAUCAUCCUGCUAUCCGUUGCACUUUAGCACCCCCUGGUGGCAUUGUCCAUUCCAGCUUAAAUAUGGGUAAGAUUUUGGGUCUGGAACUAUCUGGUGAGUUGGCACCCCUGUGUUAGACCCAGCUGGGGAGAUUGGACCUGGAGAACACACUUUCUCCUUCCCUAUUUCCUGGGCAUGGGUUGCCAGCCAUUUGCUGCCGGGCCUAGUCUACCACUUGCACCAACUCCCUAACCCAAGAUGAUAACUUUAGCCUGCCCUGUUACGGUAGAGGGGAUGGAGCAAAUGUUUCAAGACCUAUUUUUUUUUUUCAAAUUUAAAAUCGUAUACCAAAAUUUAUAGCUAAUUCCCUGAAUCAGGAGAAAUUGCACCUUAAGUAUGUCUUGUUUAAUCAGCAAAAUGGCACUGCUGGAGGUGACCUUGGCAGACAUGAUUGCAAAAUUAUGAUGGCAUUUGUGUGACCAUGCUGGCACCUGUUAUUGAUCAAUGUGGAGAGACAGUCAAUAGCCACCAUGCACUUUCUGUAUGUACUUAACACAUAAAUGCAUUGUUAGGAGAAUGUGCCAAAGGGAAUUUUUCCUUUUGAAAGUCAACAGAAUUUAGUAAACAGGCAGUGUCUUUGUCAGUUUAUUUUGGUAUUUGCAUCACCUAUCAGUUCAUUCUUUGCUUUAUACAAAUAAUUAUACCCAGUGAACAAAGUAACCCGUUAACCAGAAUCAUGCCAGUGACUCUGAGGCAAUUUGGCAGAGCAGUCCUAUCAAACUGCCACCUCGUUGGAUCCUGACCCUACGGGAACCUAGGUCACUUCUGUGAGGAAUAGCCCAUACUCAUUCCUUUCUUCAUAUUAUCUUGUGCUUUUUCCCUACCCGUUACAAUAAUUGGCUGAUUUGCAGUGCACAGCAGUGGCUGAAACACGGGGAGAUGUUCCUUCUCUUUGUUGAUCAUGUAUUACAUAA